GUCAAUGACGUCGAUCGUAUACUGGGUACGCGGUAUGCCUGGGUGGACAGUAUAGUUACUUCAACAUUAAAUGGAAUAAAAUGCCGCGGAUUUAUGUAAAUAGAGACGUCGCUUCAGCGUAAUUAAUGAAUGCUUCUUAAUUAAGACAUUAAGACGUCGGGAGCGCGGGUGACUGGCUUAUUUUCGGCUUUUUAUCACCAAUAUUUCAGGGAGAGGAGCGCCGCCCUCCUUACCACAGCAGCUGCAGGGAAGUUUGCCACUUUUGUUCUUGUUGUACAAACAACGAACUGAGGACCUCAGAGCCUCAACAUCACACAUCUCUGCAGCACCGGCUAGUCACUCUCGCCGCCCCGUCAGUAAAAGGAAGUCGACUGCGUUACCUCACCACACCUGGGCAGAGAAAUGUGUGUUUGCAUGUAUCCUCGGAUGCAUUCCUGUGUCUAAAUGUUUUUGGGCUAAAGUAAGAGGUAGUAGACUGCAGUUACUCUCCAACCCUCUGAGAGUCUCUUAUCCACUUGACAGACUACGGAAUUUGUCUCCACAAUUGCAAAGCAUCAUGGGUAGGAAAAAGAUUCAGAUCCAACGGAUCACCGAUGAAAGGAACAAGCAGGUGACAUUCACAAAGCGAAAGUUUGGCUUGAUGAAGAAAGCCUACGAGCUGAGUGUAUUGUGUGACUGCGAAAUCGCUCUGAUCAUCUUCAACCACGCGAACAAGCUGUUCCAGUAUGCCAGUACUGACAUGGACAAGGUCUUGCUCAAAUACACAGAGUACAACGAGCCUCACGAGAGCCGUACCAAUGCAGACAUUAUUGAGACUUUGAGAAAGAAAGGCUUCAACGGUUGUGACAGUCCAGAGCCGGAUGGUGAAGACUCCAUCGACCAAAGUCCCCUUAAUGAUGACAAAUACCGUAAGACCACAGAGGACCUGGAUGUACUCUUCAAACGCUAUGGACAGUCGACAGCUCCGCCCCAGACAUUCUCCAUGCCAGUCACAGUCCAGGCAUCUAAUCAAAGCACACUGCAAUUCAGUAACCCUGGCAACGCACUGGUAACUACCUCCUAUGUAACAUCAUCAUCGCUUACGGAUACCCACCUCCUGUCGCCACAGCAACCGGCUCUUCAGAGAAAUACGGUGUCUCCUGGGUUGCCACAGCGACCAGCCAGUGCAGGAGCUCUUCUUGGAGGCGAGCUGAAUAAUUCAAAUGGAGGAUGCCCAAGUCCAGUUCCUAAUGGAUACACCAGUGCAAGGGCCUCCCCAGGCCUCCUCACCGUUUCCAACGGCAACAGUCUAGGGAAAGUAGUUCCGGCCAAGUCUCCACCCCCACCUCCAAGCCCCCAGAUGGUCAACAGCCGCAAGCCAGACCUCCGAGUCAUCACCUCACAGGGCGGAAAGAGCCUCAUGCAGAUGACAGAGGAUGAGCUGGAAUUGGUAAACGAGAAUGCCCAGCGGCUGGCAGCAGGAACCCAGGCGCCACAAAGCCUGACCACACCAGUGGUCUCUGUGGCCACACCAAGCCUCCUGACACAGGGGCUGCCCUUCUCCGCCAUGCCCACUGCGUACAAUGCAGAGUACCAGCUGACCAGUGCAGACAUCACUGCUUUACACGCUCUGGCGUCACCUGGCGGCUUGUUGCCAACCAGUGUGUCCACAUGGCAACAGCAGCAGGCUGUUUCCCAGCAGCAGCAACAGCAGGCACAGCAACAACAGCAGCAACAGCAACAGCAGCAGCACCAACAACAACAACAACUUAGUCUUGCAUCGCUUAGCAACUUGGUCAUGUGGGGCCUGGACAAACAGAGCAGUGAGCUGUCUAGCCAGGUGUCCAGUCUGGCUGCCAAUCUGAGUGUUGGCUCUCCGUCCAACCUGCUCUUGGGUAGAGAUGAGUGGUUGGGCCGGUCUGUGACCCAUAUACCUCAAGGUGCCAUGCUGACAGUCAACACAAACACCAGCGUGAACAUCAAGUCGGAACCCGUCUCGCCCGGCCGGGAUCGCAGCACCCCUUGUCCUCCUCCAUCUUCUACCACGCCGUCCUCGACUACAGGGGGAGCCAUCCUGACCGCACCGCCACAGUACCCUGGCUCCCUGCUGUGCCUGGAGCCCCCGACUGGCCGCUCGCCUGCAGACAGCGUCAGCAGCAACGCCAGCUCAUUUGAAGGCAGCGAUCGUGAUGACAUUGGUGCAGCUGGUGGAGGAGGUACAGGUGGAGGGGGCAGCGGUGGUGGCAGCAGUGGUGGCAGCGCAGCUGGUGCUACAGGAAGUGCUGGUCCCGGCAGCCGCCCUGACUUCAGCCCCUCGGCUGAACAUCUCAGGGCGUCGAACGAACCAGAGCAGGAGGGAGGAAACAUCAAGCGCAUGAGAUUGGACACCUGGGUCACAUAGAAGCGCCUGCCACUCCUCUUUGUACCCACAGUGAAGUUUUGUUGACACUUAAACACCCACAACACACACCCACACUCAUCCUUAAACCUCCACUGCCAUGUGACACUAUCAUCACACAUCUGCCUCUGUCCAAAAUCAUACAACUCAGCAGCUUCACCCAGAUUUCUAAGGCUUUGCCAGAAAAAAAAAAAAAAAUACAAAUCCGUUGGAUCAUGCUCUGAGUGAGGAGAGUAUGACUUAGUGCUCAGAUGGAUAUUUUGUCCUGUUUAGAUCCUUGAAUAGAGGGACAGUAGAUUUUUAAAACUUUCUUGCUUGAAUGGACUCACAUAUAGUAAUUUCUAGUAGAAAUAAGGUGGUAAACAUUUUUUGCAAUCUCACAAAACCAUAAAAAAAACUUUCACAUGGUUUCACCUUUAUGUAUUUACAUCGAGCUCUGCUACAUUGUUCAGAAUGGGAUUGGUGACUUGAUGACUGGUUGAUUGACAUUAUGGGACUUUUAUGACUCACCACUUCCUGCUAUUUGAAAUCCAACGUCACUUGGAUUGUGUGCUGUCCAUUCUUUCAUUAGUCAUUUCCGAACGGCUUUUGGAUAAAACUUAAUCUGGACAAGUUUGAGGAUGGAGCAUCUAUCUGACACUGAGCAAACAGCCUCAAACAUUCUUCUAGGUAAAGACACUUCACCAUGAGUGGUUCUUUCUGCUGCCACGUUUCCCAACCUCGUACACCCAGGCAGGCCCGAACCCUCAGGUGGAGCCAAACAUCUUGCCAGAGUGCUAAUAUCAAUCUUUCUUCAACAACAAAAAUUGCCAAAUGCCUCUUGCACACAGUGCAGGGACUAUGACGAAUUAUCACGGUCACGGAAAUGAAAACUAAAAAACUGUUGAUGCUUUGAAUUUGCCAUCACUUUCAUCAGACGGGGUGCUCCUCCCGUCCUCUCACCUCCUCUGGAACUUUGAUGGGAAUUGUUGCAACAGAAAUCCAGCCAACUACUCGGCUUACUACCAGGAGUAGAUGCCAUCCAGUUAAAUGCAUACUAUGAUAUUCUUGAGCUGCUCUGGUGGCUUUCUGGGGUCUGAAAAGUAUUUAGUUCUUUAUCUGUUGGGAUUUAAAAAAAAAA
This is a messenger RNA of Etheostoma spectabile (orangethroat darter), 3497 nucleotides long. Its product is annotated as myocyte-specific enhancer factor 2D homolog. The coding region runs from base 557 to 2380 and encodes 607 amino acids. The record is from RefSeq and is a predicted model, not a curated record. The transcript is spliced from 13 exons. Gene Ontology annotation, biological process: positive regulation of transcription by RNA polymerase II; heart development; cell differentiation. Lineage: Eukaryota; Metazoa; Chordata; Actinopteri; Perciformes; Percidae. Gene Ontology annotation, molecular function: DNA-binding transcription factor activity, RNA polymerase II-specific; RNA polymerase II cis-regulatory region sequence-specific DNA binding; protein dimerization activity.